Chrysoperla carnea is the source of this 726-nucleotide messenger RNA. RefSeq names its product immunoglobulin domain-containing protein oig-4. The transcript has 4 exons. The record is from RefSeq and is a predicted model, not a curated record. Lineage: Eukaryota; Metazoa; Arthropoda; Insecta; Neuroptera; Chrysopidae. Bases 81 to 563 code for a protein of 160 amino acids.
CUCCAAUUGAUUUUUUUCCAUAUUAUUUAUAACAUUUGUGUGUUUGGACGAAAGUAUUAUUAACGAAAGAAUCAGGAAUAAUGAAGUUAUUGAAAUUUAUAAUAUUAAUUAGUGUUAUUUUGGGCACCAUGUCCCCAGUGUUAGCGAGACGUGGACGUGGCAGAGGUCGUACUAAAUCAAAGAUUCAAAUUGGUUUACCAAUCACCGGAAAAUAUCGUGAUCCUGAAUCGGAUCAAUAUUACAACAAUAAUAAUGGUGCAAAAAUAUUAAUGGCAUCACAUUUUGAUUAUGAAUACGUAUUAGGACAUAAAAUUGCAUUUUUAUGUGUAGCCCGAGGAACACCACGACCACAUAUUACAUGGUUUAAGGAUGGUGUGGAAAUUUUCUCACAUUUGUACUUACAUGUACAUGAAUGGAAUAUCGGUACGGACAAAGUAAAAUCAAAAUUAGAAAUUGAUCCAGCCACACAAAUGGAUGCUGGUGUAUACGAAUGUACAGCGGAUAACAUGUAUUCAAUUGAUCGACGAUCAUUCAAAACGGAUUUCAGUAUUGCAUUUGAUUAAAGCUUUAAUAAUUAAAAAAAAAAGUGAUUUAAAUAGAAAUUAGUGGUACAAAUAUUAUUUAUAUAUUUAUAUGAUAACAAAAUGGUGUGUUUCUUUGGUUUGAUUGUUGAUGGAUGAAAAAAAAGAGUGUACGAAUUGUUUUUUUUUUUGUUUGUUUGUUUUG